GGGCUGGGCCGGCUCGGGGCCGGGGCCGCGCCAGCGGGGCCGGGGAGUUCGUCUGGGCAGCGGGACGGCGGCUCAGCCUGCCCUGGAGCUGCGGCGUCUGGGAUGUGCUGUGGCAGCGUUCGGCUUUGAAUUCCACGGAGUCGCUCAAAGCUUCGGUUAGGAGGUGAAGGGGAGAACCUGGUAGGAAGAGCCAGAGAGGUUGCACUGGAAGUGAGUUGUGUGGAUUACUUCUGAGGAAGAGGGAGUGUUGGUACCAUGGAAGUGGGAAAGAGCAGCCAUGUUAACAGCAAAAGGAGUUCUGUCACUCAGGGCUCCUGUCCAGGUGAAGAUCUGGGUGAAGGAAGCCUUUUAAGUGAAGACUCCCAUCUGGAGUAUCUCAGUGCUUACGAGGAAUAUGCUGAUGAUACGAAUAGCUCAAGUGAAUUCUGUGAGGAGAGGGAAAUUGGAGAGGUGAAGGACAUACCACAAGGUCACAAGGUGCCACCCCACAUCAGUACAGGGGAAGAAGUGUCUGGGGACAGCAACAGCAUCUCAAAGAAGCCAGAGGGCCCUUUCCUGUCACCAAGGGAAAGCGCCUCUAAAGUAGCUCUGCAGUUUUGUGAACGUGCAGAGUCUUCUGAUUUCUACAGCUGUGAAAAACCUGGUACCAUCUGUGUUGACAGCACUGCAGAGGAUGCUGAAACCCAAUCUCCUGUCUCUAAAAUUCCCACUAGUAAGAGUCCUGAUUUUGGUGUGGAAGUUGCAGAUGAAUCCUCCGGUAGAAGUCCCUGCUGUGUGAACUCAGAAUGCCGUGGAACCCCAAAAAGCACUGCCAGUGUCUCUGCAGUUACACAGGCUGUCGAUGCCAGCUCUGAUUUCAGAGCUUGCUUUACAACAAGCAGAAGCAGCAGUGCUCAGGUUUGUCUCUGCUCCAGGGCAAUUAACACAGAGAUAACGAUGAUGAACAAAUCUCGCCCCGUGGGAUGGCCCCGUCAAAACUGUGUGGAUGCUGCUUCCAACACAGAAUGGUCAUUUGGAGCCCACAGCUCACACAUUCAGGAGCAGUGGGAAUCAAAGAAUCAGCUGUGUACCUGUGAUUGGAAGAUAAGCACUGACAGGCCAGGACAUCUCAACAAGCAAACCCUGAAGAAUUCUGUAUCAAGCUGCUGUCAAAACACUCUGCAGAGAGCGACUGAGGCGGAGCUGCAGCUUCUGGCCAUCCAUUAUAAGAUGUGCUAUCAGCACUGCUUGACGGUUUAUCAGCUGGCUUUUGAGGAGAACGCUGCUUUUGGGAGUACAUGUGAUGAGAAGACUGAAUUACAUUCAUCUCUCCUGUUGGUUUUGGAAGAGCUAGAAAAUAAUUACAACAAUAUGAGAAUGGAAAUAAACAUGGGCAUACCUUUAAACUCUCUCCCACCACUGUCAGUUGAAGUGAAGUUACCCCCAAUCUCUUCCUUUUACGUCCCUGGCAAGUUUUUCAGAAAGUCUCUUGGCUCUGAUGGUCUUUCAGGUGAAGAAAAAGCUGAUGUUGAAGCACCAGAAAUGCAACAGCAGACUUCUGUCAAUAGGGACAAGUCACAGUCUGAAGGUGGUCAGCCAAGUGACUCUGCUUCCCCCGAGGCACGGGAAGGACAACAUAAAGGUCGGGAUCUGAAACAUGGCCGUAUGAAAACUGAGGAAGGGACUGAAUAUUGGUUUGAUGCUAAAGAAGAGUUGACAAUGUCAGAUUUUCCAGUAAUACCUGAAGAAACGAAAAAGCAACAAGAGAAGCAAGGCACGGAAGCGAAGACAGUGCAGAGUGGGAAUGAACAUUCUUCUGUUCAUUUUGGUGGCCCAAGUUCCUCAGUGUUGGAGGAUACUGGAGAAAAUUCCCUGCAGAAAACAUCUUAUUCUAACACCAUUGAACCAGGUGAUAUCUUUAAUUCUCCUUAUGCACUGAACUUGAGCAGCUUUACCAAGCUGAUUAAGAGACUUCAAGCAACCCAUCCAGAGGCUAGCAGAGACCAAAUUGUGGAGGCUAUUCAGCAGGUGAGGAAAAACAACAAAGGUAUGCUAUGUGGCUUGGCCAUCAGUACUAUUGAGGAAAGGACCUCUGCCAUUCUGAGGAAAUCAAUGCCCAAUUGUGGGCAGGAAAAGCAGUGAAAAACAAUCCUGCUGCAAUUGCUACUGGAAAGAGCAGCCAUGGUUACUAAUAAAGGUUAAAAUUUGUUCUUCAAAAA
This is a messenger RNA of Neopelma chrysocephalum (saffron-crested tyrant-manakin), 2198 nucleotides long. It is a transcript of the gene RBM44, whose product is annotated as RNA binding motif protein 44. Bases 256 to 2121 code for a protein of 621 amino acids. The record is from RefSeq and is a predicted model, not a curated record. Lineage: Eukaryota; Metazoa; Chordata; Aves; Passeriformes; Pipridae. The transcript has 14 exons.